GGCAAUGAAUUACUUGUCCUGCGGCGCUUUCCGGUCGGUUUAGUUGUUCUAACCGGGUUGCAGGUAUGUCGGGCUAAUUUUGGCCAUUCUAUCAACAAUGGCGAUAGGCACAAGUUUCGUGAUCACCAAAAAGGGUUUGAUGCAAGCCUCCGAGAGGCAUGGCUUUGAAGGAGAAGGGUUUCAAUACUUGAAGAGCCCCGUCUGGUGGGGUGGCGUCAUCACACUGGGUGUGGGAGAAAUCGCCAACUUCGCCGCGUAUGCGUUUGCGCCCGCUAUUCUGGUCACCCCGUUGGGUGCGCUGAGUGUCUUGAUCGGUGCCGUCUUGGGCUCCUAUUUCCUCAAUGAAAAACUUGGUGUUUUAGGAAAACUCGGCUGUGCGAUGUGUUUGCUUGGAUCUGUUGUGAUUGUUCUUCACGCACCUCCGGACAAGCCAGUCGAAACAAUUGAGGAGAUGCUGUCCUACGCUCUCAAGCCAGGUUUCCUCAUCUAUUGCCUGGCGGUCGCGAUAUUCUCGACGGUCAUGAUCUACCGAGUGGCGCCAAUGUACGGCAAAAAGAACCCUCUCAUCUACAUCUCGAUUUGCUCCACAGUCGGCUCCGUCUCCGUCAUGUCCGUCAAGGCUUUUGGUACUGCGCUGAAGCUCACGCUUCAGGGUAACAACCAAUUUACUCAUGCGACAACUUAUGUCUUCGCCAUCGUCACCGGUUUCUGCAUCCUGACACAGAUGAACUACUUCAACAAGGCAUUGAAUCAGUUUUCGACCUCGAUCGUUAAUCCCCUCUACUAUGUUACCUUUACCACCGCUACCCUGUGCGCCUCGUUCAUCCUUUUCCAGGGAUUCAACACCACAGAUGCUAUCAACACCCUCUCGCUGCUCUGUGGAUUCCUAAUUAUUUUCGCCGGUGUAUAUCUCCUGAACCUUUCUCGACACGAUCCCGACGGCCGCCAAUUUGUCAACAGCAAGUAUGAUGAAGAGGGGGUGCCUACGGAUGGAAUCGCGAGCUUCCAGACCCGCCGGUCGAUGCAGUCCCGCCGAAGCAAUGAGCCUCAUCGCCGAAGCUCGUCGAGCAUUGCUUUUCUGAAUGGGCACGGUGACCGGGAAGGCUUAAUCCAUUCUUACGACGUUGAGAACCAAGGAAUUGGCCUGUCCGAGUUGGCCGAGGAGAGCGACGGCGAGCCAGGCCCUACCUACAAGAGAAGCCAGGAUUUACGUACCUCUCAACACACCAAGCAUGACGAUCGAUAGUUAUGCUACGAUCUAUUGAUCGGAGACUCGUUUCCGCUUUACGACAAAUGUCACUGCCGUUACGUUUGCUUUGUUUUUUUCCGUUUCUGCCUUUUCAUUUGUUUCUUUUGUCUUU
Messenger RNA from Aspergillus wentii DTO 134E9, 1361 nucleotides. RefSeq names its product DUF803 domain membrane protein. NCBI's taxonomy places the organism in Eukaryota, Fungi, Ascomycota, Eurotiomycetes, Eurotiales, Aspergillaceae. Bases 98 to 1246 code for a protein of 382 amino acids. The transcript has 7 exons. The record is from RefSeq and is a predicted model, not a curated record. Gene Ontology annotation, molecular function: magnesium ion transmembrane transporter activity. Gene Ontology annotation, biological process: magnesium ion transport. Gene Ontology annotation, cellular component: membrane.